Messenger RNA from Pogonomyrmex barbatus (red harvester ant), 1361 nucleotides. RefSeq names its product phospholipid phosphatase 1. The record is from RefSeq and is a predicted model, not a curated record. Gene Ontology annotation, cellular component: plasma membrane. Lineage: Eukaryota; Metazoa; Arthropoda; Insecta; Hymenoptera; Formicidae. Gene Ontology annotation, biological process: phospholipid metabolic process; signal transduction; phospholipid dephosphorylation. Gene Ontology annotation, molecular function: phosphatidate phosphatase activity.
UGGCUGUUCUCCUGGCGAUCUUGGAAUUUGAUGUUGUACCAUUCCAUCGGCUCGGUUUUUGCAAUGAUCCGAAGAUUUCUUUCAAAUUUACGGGUGACACGAUUUCUGUGGUCCUACUCAUAGUUUUUUCCAUCAGUCUACCUCUUGUAAUGAUGUAUAUCACGGAAUAUGUCUGCCAUAACGCUAACAGUUACGAGAAAGCGUCAUGUCGUACCCGGGGUAGAAUCUGGCUUUGGUACGGACACUAUUUUGCAGGGCUCUCCACGCUCACAUUUGUCUGCGAACUCACGAAACUCCUGAUCGGUGAGCCGCGGCCGCACUUUCUCGACACGUGCAAACCGCGCGAGGUGGCCAACUGCACCGAUGAAUAUAUCAGUUUUUAUACGUGCACGAAUACAGAGUUUUCCAAAUGGUUCAUCAACGAUUCCAGCAAAUCCUUUCCCUCUGGUCAUUCAGCCUUAUCUGUCUACACUAGCAUCUUUUUGGUGUGGUACCUGCAAAACCGUCUUCCAAAUCGGACAAUGUUUCUGAAACCAUGGCUACAAUGUUUAAUAAGCGUAUGGGCCGUGAUCUGUUCAACGACUAGAGUGAGCGACAACCGACAUCAUUGGUGGGACGUUCUCGUCGGCGAUGUCCUCGGGCUUCUAUUCGGCGUGUUUGUCGUGGUGGUACCAUGCCAGCACUUCUACUUCAAGCGCAUCGACGCUACUGUUACGGUGAAGCACACUCUUAAUGAACCUUUGGAAAAUGGCCAGAUUAUCAGUGGCUACAAUAAAAUACAGCACCAACAAAGCGAUAAGCAGUUAUCCUCUGCCAUCGAUUCGGAAGACCGAGAAAUGAAGAACGUCACAACGUGGAGAGAAUAUACCAUGGAAGAAGCAUAAUCAUUUUAUUCCCGAAUGACAAAGGACAAAGGACCAUGAAUGACGUGAAUGACAGGGACAAUUUUAGGAGUGAAAAUGGAAAUAUAGGAAAUUUUAAAGAAUUGCAAUGAAUUAUUCGUCUUGGAAAAGAUUCUAUUUCAGAUAUGUCGGAAGAGUAUAUUUUUACUGUACCUGAUUUUAAGUAAUGAUAAUAACUUACAAUGCAAUAGUUGUAAUAUUGUAUGUAAAGAGAUAGUUACAUAAAAUUGUAUAUCAAUAGUCAGUAAUACGAAAGAUACUAUUUUCAAAUCUAAAUUUAAAUCUUUAUGAGAUUUUAGAGUUGAAAAUAUCCACACACAUGAAAAUAAAAAUUUGAAACAAGAUAAAAAUACUAAUGGAAGAAAUACACGCGUAGAAAAAUUAAUUCUGUACGAAAGAUUGGAUAUAUAGAUAAGGUAAAUAAUAAUGAACAUAAUGAAGAUUAAUGUAAAUAUAAAC